AUGUUCAUAUCAAGGAACAAUUCGGUAGCCACAUGGAACCAAAAUCAAUUGCCGACUGUUCGAUGCUCAACAAAAGAAAAAGCAGAAAAAAUGCAUUGCGAAUUGGAAGAAAACUGCAAAUGCGAUGCUAGCGAAACAACAAUGCACUGUACUUGUAAAGAUAUCAAUAUGAUGGAAAUUUUUCGGAACAUUGAUCAUGUGCUACCAAAAACAACACCAGUUUGGCAAUUGAGAUCAAAACCAAACACCGAAAUAAUCGCAAUAUCAAACUGGGCAACAUCAUGUGAAAUCGCCAUCAGUAUCGAUGAGAUAGAUGAAGCAGUAAUGGUCAGAGACAUCGAUGAAUGCUCGAUCAAUCACAUCAACACCACUGGAUGCUACAAUUGCGACACAAAUGUGGAAACUUUGAUCGAGUGCAAAUCAAAUGAACAACAAAUCAUUGGAGAUAUUGAUUGUGAAAGUGAAAAAUUCGCAGUUCAAUGUUCACCAGAAGGAACAAAGUCGACCAUCAAAUUUUUCGCAACAAGAGCAAAUUUUCAAAGGAAAUGCCAAAUCUCAUGUGGUUCAACAAAGAACAAAUUCGAAAUCAACACAAACCUGGAUUUCCAUGGCUCAUUUCUGGAAGAAGCUUGGAAAGUUAUUUCGGGAAAAACGAAAUACUAUGAUUCAAGCAUUCUACCAGACAUUCAACAUAUAUAUAUAUAUAUAUAUUGA
Messenger RNA from Caenorhabditis angaria, 714 nucleotides. The record is from the annotation of a GenBank genome assembly. NCBI's taxonomy places the organism in Eukaryota, Metazoa, Nematoda, Chromadorea, Rhabditida, Rhabditidae.